Ciona intestinalis (vase tunicate) is the source of this 1767-nucleotide messenger RNA. The record is from RefSeq and is a predicted model, not a curated record. NCBI's taxonomy places the organism in Eukaryota, Metazoa, Chordata, Ascidiacea, Phlebobranchia, Cionidae.
GCUACUGCGUUUGACUGGACGGUGUUGCCAUUUGCUUGGAGAAAUGUAUCGAAUUAAGGUGUGUCUGGUUUUGUGCUUUAUCUGCUGUAUAGUAUCAGCACAAGAUAACGUAGAUUCGUAUUGGGGAGAAUGGCAAGAAUGGUCUGAAUGCUCCAACGACUGUGGUGUCGGGAUUCGGGAGAGACUCAGGCCAUGCGAGGGCGCUGGAGAGUGCGACUAUACUUGCGAUGGUUGCGAAGAUUUCCAACAAGAGGAUUGUUUGAAUGAACAGCCUUGUCCAGAAUGGUCACCAUGGGAAGCUGUGGACGAUUGCAAUGCUACUUGUGGUUGGGGGAACCAAACAAUGACAAGAACAUGCGAUGACGUAGGUUGUAUUGGGGAAACGGAGAAGAUAGAAGCUUGCUGGGUUGAAUGCAAAUCUUGCGAUAAUGAGAUGUCAGAAACAGAUUGCGAAACGUAUAAAGUUUGGUGCCAGAUUUCCCCAACACUAAUGACUCGUUACUGCCCCAAAACUUGCUCAAUGUGCGAUCGGACAUGUUCUUGUCAAACUAAAUGGUCAAGUUGGACACCAUGCACUUUAACUUGUGGCGGUGGUGUCAAAUACAGACAACGGGAUUGCUCCAAUGUAGAGGAUAGAUGCGGCCUCUCAUCCAACAUGGAGGUCCCAUGCAACACACAGGAAUGUAGAAAUUGGAGUUCAUGUUCCCGUACGUGCGGUUGGGGUACACGGCAUAGGAGACGGGUUUGCCCACCGAAUAACCCGCUUAUAUGCAUCAAGACACAGAUGGAAUAUGAAGACUGCAAGAAUAUGGACUGCCCACCAAAGAGUUGUCCACGCGGUUCAUUCCCAAGGUAUGGAACCAACACAAAAUGUUGCACACCUGAUAAUGAAAACUGCGGUAGUUUCUUCGGGAAUGACAACGAUAUAGUGGGAGGGGUGGCAGCGGAUAAAAGGUCAUGGCCGUGGAUGUUAAGAUUAAGAUUGGGAAACCCGAGAGGUGGAUCGUUUGCUUCGUGUGGAGCAAGUUUAAUUCACAGUCGUUGGGCGAUCACUGCCACUCAUUGUAUUCUAACAUUCACCGGUCCACGGCAAAUCCUUGCGAUUGCUUCGCAGACAAGAUACGUGCAUAAGGUUUACAAACACGAAGGCUUCUCUAGCUGGUUGGAGAAUGAUAUUUCAUUGCUUGAGUUUAAGGAACCAUUCGAGUUCAACCCGGAGACAAACAUUGCUCCGGUCUGUCUUCCCUGGAACGAAGAGACACCGGACGAUACGCAGUGUUUCGCUGCAGGGUGGGGAGCAACUGAUCCAGCGGAUUUACGUCCGAGCAAUACGCUACAGCAAGUGAGACUUCGUAAUUUGAACAUGGACGUAUGCCGCUAUGCGUAUGACCAAGCACCUGGCGACCCAUUCCGUAUUCCAAACGCUGAUAAACUGAACGAAACUACGAUGAUAUGCGCUGGUCGGUUAAGAGGGGGUGCAGAUACUUGUGCGGGCGACAGCGGAGGACCUUUAAUGUGUCAAAGGUGUUCAACAUGUUCGUGGUACAUUGCUGGUAUAACUUCCUACGGUACUGCUAACUGUGGGGCUUCUGGUCGGCCUGGUGUAUACACUAAAGUCCUGGCAUAUGAACCAUGGAUACGAGAGACCACACGAGGAGAAAUACAAAGGAUUCGAGACUUUAGAGGAAGUUGUUCAAUACAAAACACACUGCAGUAAAACUUGAAUCUCGUUGUAAUGGCCCUUUAAAUAAAACUCCGAAUCGUGUA